This is a messenger RNA of Paramecium tetraurelia, 790 nucleotides long. RefSeq lists its product as uncharacterized. Lineage: Eukaryota; Ciliophora; Oligohymenophorea; Peniculida; Parameciidae. Gene Ontology annotation, cellular component: nucleus; cytoplasm. Gene Ontology annotation, molecular function: protein folding chaperone; protein-folding chaperone binding. The transcript has 4 exons. The record is from RefSeq and is a predicted model, not a curated record.
AUGUCAAAUAAAGAACAAGACUAUUAUGAGGUUUUGGGAGUUAGUAAAACAGCCUCUGAUGAUGAAAUCAAAAAGGCUUACAGAAAAUUAGCCAUCAAGUGGCAUCCAGAUAAAAACCCCAAUAAUAAACAAGAAGCUUAAGAGAAGUUUAUAAAAAUUGGAGAGGCUUAUUCUGUAUUGUCUGAUAAAGAUAAGAGAGCUAUUUACGAUAGAUAUGGUCACGACGGUUUAAAAAAUGGGGGUGGUGCUAGUUAAUUUUAAGGUUUUCAAGGUUUUAGUAACUUUAAUGAUGGAUUUGAUCCUUUCAAAAUAUUUGAGAGCUUCUUUAAGGAUAGUGGAAUGGAUAAUGAUGAUGAUUUUGGGUUUUUCUUUGGAAGAGGUGGAAGCAAAAAAAAUAGUAACAACUCUUAAAGAAGUCCUUUUGGAUUCUCAGGAUUUGGAGGAUUUGGAGGUUUUGGAGGCUUUGGUGACGAUGACUUCAUGGGAAUAGGAGGAGGAUAAUUCUAAUCGUUUUAAUCUUCAAAUUUUGGAGGUGGAUUUGGAGGAGCUACAUCAAUUUCUACUUCAACAACAGUGCAAAAUGGUCGUAAAGUUACAGUCACAAGAAAGACAACAACUAAGGCUGAUGGAACAACCGAAGUAGUUGAAACUAUUGACAAUGGAGGUAGAAAGGAAGAGAAAAGAUACUCAUUAGAAAAUGGAUAAAAAUCUAAUGGAUCCAAAUAUAUAAAGCAUCAAUGACCUAUAAAAUUUAUAUUCUCUUAUCAUUUAUAUUACAUUCUAAAAUAUA